CCUCGACCACGUAGCAGCUUCCUGGCAGCGGCCGCCGCUUGUCUCAACUCUGCCUCCUCUCCCUCUCUCUCUGUCACACACUCACACAAGCAGUAGGGAGCCCAUGUAGAACCACGUAGCACCAGCUUCGGAUUUUAAACACCAGCAGCAGCAGCAGCGGCAGCGGCAGAAGCAGAAGCAGCGCUGAAGCAAAAGCAAUGGAUCUGUUUGAGUUCGACUUUUUCAGAGACUGGGAGAUUGAACAACCAUGUCAUCUGGAACCAGAACGCAGUGCCCUCAAGAGGAAAGAGUGGGAGAGGAGGAACCAGGAGGUCCAACAGGAUGAAGACCUAUUCGCAACUGGAUUCAACCUGUUUGGAGAACCUUAUAAAACAAAUAAAGGUGAUGCGUUGGCCAACCGUGUCCAGAACACACUGGGCUCCUACGAAGAAAUGAAGGACCUGUUAACCAGCCAUUCUAACCAGAGCCACUUGGUUGGAAUCCCAAAAAGCACCAACAACCUCCAGACUCCAACCACUUCAACAACAGAGAGACCUGCCCUGGAGUCCCCGCUUUUCACUGAAGAACUAAGAGGACAAACAGGUGGUGGGGGGGGAGCAGAGGACGGUGGAGACAAAGUGAUAGGGAAUGCGUCUUCCUCAUCUUUGACUUCCAUGCAACCCCCUACAUUGACCACAACAUUAUCAAGUGUCACAACAGUCCCACAUCAGAAUUUAAAAAAGUCUCACAGCUCCAUGGAGUGGUCAAGGACAGGCCUUGGGCAGACUACCCAAGGAGCAGGCCUUCUUCUGGGGCAGGUCACAGCAGCUACAAGUGGAAGAGGGAAAAUGUCCGUGCUAGAAGAUCAAAGGCAUGAAGAGCUGUUCAGCUCUCUUAAAGAUGAACUCGGUCUUAAAGGAGACUCUAGUCCUUCUGGCUCUUCAUCAUCCUCCACUUCCUCCUCUUCUUCUCAGAGAAGGCACUUUUCCCACCCCUCCAAAACACUUCCUCUCACAGAUGGUGGCAAUUUCCGAUCCGUCACGAUAGAUAGUGUCCAUUUUAAGUCUUCCACUUACUCUGAAAAUGGAGGACAUUUUAAAUCCUCUCCUUUUGAAAUCGAGGCCGGUUCUCAACUCUCGACAUCUUCCUCUCCGCUUGCUUCCACAUCAGUUCUCAUGACUCCUGGUCUAACAACUCCCAUUUCUGGACUGACUACCCCCACUUUUCCACCUGGUAGUGUUUCUGGGAAGCCCAUCGCAGUGCAGCAAAAGCCCACAGCAUAUGUUCGACCAAUGGAUGGCCAGGACCAGGCACCUAGUGACUCUCCCCAGCUUAAACCCUCUCUAGGGGCCAAAGAAGGAUUUAACAACAGUCAGACUUAUGGAGGGAACUCUGGAAAUGUGAAGAACAAACUGCCAAAACUGAGUCUCAGCCACACAGGGGAGGUCAGUCUGCCAAAUGACUCCAGCUGUGUCGAAGAGAUUUUGCGGGAGAUGACACAUUCCUGGCCUCCUCCUCUCACUGCCAUACACACUCCUGGGAAGGCUGAUCAUACCAAGUUCCCCGUCCUAAACAAGGAGCCACUGCAUGUGACCUCAGGCUACAACUCUCAGAAACGAUGUAGUAUAUCAGCAAACAAGCCGGCUGCUAAACCUCCAACUGCACCACAGAAGUCAAUGUUGGAGGACGACCUGAAGAUCAGCAGUGAUGAGGAGGAGGCCGAACAAAAGGUGUCUGACAAACCCAAAGCCAGAGGCACUGCCCAAAGUGGAGCAUCAGGGAGCAGCAGUGAAUCAGAGAGCACCUCAGAGUCUGACACAGACGAAUCAGAGAGCAGCUCCAGUGACAGCGAGUAUAAUCCAGCCUCCCGCACAAACACCCCAGAGCCGGAGCCACCGUCCAGUAACAAGUGGCAGCUGGACAGCUGGUUGAAUAAGGUCCAAGCCCAAAACAAACCCCUGGUUCCCUCACAGCAGGAACAUCAUGACACAGGCUCCAUCACCCAGGAUCCAGACACUUUCUCUCCUUUGAAUGAAGCACUAGAAGUGGGUGCAGCAGCCAAGACUUCCCCAUGCGGUUCCAACAGCAACCCUGUCGAAGCUGCCCCAAAGGUGGAACACACAGAUACAAGGUGCACCUUCUGCCCUAGCAAAGAGAAGGCCAAGGCCAAGCCCAGCCAGAAGGCCUUAGGGGAGGGCCAGAGGUCAAAGGUGAAGCUGUCGUCAGGCCUAAUGUCUGGGCCAGAGGUCACAACCCCAAGAAGGAACACAACAGGAAAGAAACAGCCUAGACCGACAGAGACAUCAAGUAGCCUGGAGGAUAAUCAGAACCAGACAUGGAGCAGAUUAAAUCAGCACAGCCCUGCAGCUAGGGAAAAGGACAUGUUGCCUCCUCCAUCACUGGAACAUCAGAACCCCUCAAGGACACGAAGCAAACCACCCAGUGGGAAAACAGCCCCCAGGAAAGAACCUCGAAGUGCUACAAACAACAACACAGUUACUCCACCAGCAGCACCACAGCAGACAGCGGUGCCACUACCUGCAGAAAAGAGGAAACACAGAAGUACAAGCAACAGAAUCGUUCCCAAGUCUCGAGAAUUCAUCGAAACAGAUUCCUCCUCCUCCUCUUCUGAAUGCCAGUCGGAUUCAGAGAAAGCCAUCAAAAUAUUCCCUCUGCCACCUCAGACGACACACUCUGUGAUAAACACACAGACUCUGUCCAAUGCACACGUGCACACUCCCCCUCUCCCAAGCCUUUCCUCUGGCGGCACUUCAGGCACUAUAGGAACAUUUGGAGGAAAGGGACUUCCAGUCAUAGAUGGUAGCAUUGAGACCAAUAACAGUAGCGGCAGUAGUAAAAGUAGCAUGAGCAGUGGUAGUAAAGGCAGUAGUGGUAGUAGCAGUAGUUCCCUAAGCAUUAUCAAUGUAAGUGGUUCAUUUGGUAUUUCGGUCCCUGAUCCUGGAGGGUCAGGGGGACAGUGCAAAAACCUGAUGCCCAUGUCACCACCCUCCGACAUGGGACACAAGGUGCCUCUCUCCCCCUUAAGGGAAUACAAAGAGAUCCAAUGUUUAUGGGUGAAAAUUGACCUGUGUUUACUCAGCAGGGUGCCUAGCAAGGGUCUGGGGGAAAGAUCCAGAGCGGGAGAAUGGGACAGAAGUGAGAGGACAGAUACAGAGAGGCUGAAGGACAGGGAGAGGACCGGGUUGGCAGAGAAGGACAGACAAAAGCAGGAAGGGAAACUAUGGCCUGUACUGAGUGAGAGGCAUAAGUUAACCAAAGUGGAAAAGGAAGAAGACACAGAGAUAUUAAUGCCUGAGAGGCAAGAUGACAGAGGGAGAUUAACAGAGAGAGAGAAGCAGACUGAAAGAGAGGACAGAGAGAGAUUAAGGCUCGGGGAGAGGACAGACGGGAGGGAAGGAGACAUUGUGAGCCAUGGUCUGGAGGUGGUGGACAACCCCCCUGUGCACGAGCAGAGUAAUCCUUGGCUGGCAAGGAGGACGGAGAGGGGAGAUAAAGGAGGCAAACAUAGGAGGCAUGCACCUAAAAAAACAGUUUUCCUGAAUGAGAAACACACCAGCAAGAGCAAGAGGAAACACAAGUCGGACCCCAGUUACCCAUCAGUCGAAGCCAAUAAGAAGCUGCGAUUGGACAAAGACUGCCAGCUGCUCCCACCAUGCAUCUCUCCAAUACACAACCACAAGAACAACAACACAGACCCUUUUAACAAGAAGCAGUCUCGACACCACAAUGACAAGCUGCUUCCACCGCUCCUAUCCCCCCUCUCAGAUGACCCACCUCACAAACAAGACGGCAGUUCCUCGCUGAGCCAGGAGGCCAGCACCACCACCUCUUCCACUUCCACUUCCUCUUCCUUACACAGACACAGGAGAGGUGAAGGCAAAGGAUCGUCACAUGCAAAAAAUGGCAGUAAAAGUGAUACCCAGGCUGAGCAGCUCAGCGGAGACGGCUACCAUGCCAACGGACAUAAUUUGGAGGUGUGGACAGAACCAGUGAUGGAAGCUGCUGAACUUCGCAGGCCAAGACUGUCAUUUAGCGACACGGUCCACGGUGCAGACUACUACAUGCAGGAGGCCAAGAGGCUGAAACAUAAGGCUGAUGCAUUGAUGGACAAAUUUGGUAAAGCCGUGAACUACACCGAUGGUGCCCUCUCCUUCAUAGAGUGUGGAAAUGCGAUGGAGAGAGAUCCACUAGAGGCCAAAUCCCCAUAUACUAUGUACUCUGAGACUGUCGAGCUAAUCAGGUAUGCCAUGAGGUUAAAGAACUUCACCAGCCAUUCAGCCACCGUCGCUGAGAAGAAACUAGCUAUGUUGUGUAACCGCUGUCUGUCUCUGCUGUAUCUGAGGAUGUUCCAUCUGAAGAAAGACCAUGCUGUCAAGUACUCCCGGUCGCUCAUGGAGUACUUCAAGAAUUCAGCCAAAAGUUCCCACCAAGCAACCUCUCCCUGGAGGACCAAUGGGAAGGUCAAAGAGACUCCAUCUCCCCCAUCACUCAGCCCCUCCCCAGCAAGCAAUGGAGGAGGAAGCGGAGAUGCAGUGGGAGGAUCUGGAGGCUCAUCAGGCACUGUGGCGAUUCCUCAACGGAUUCACCACAUGGCAGCCAGUCAUGUCAACAUCACGAACAACAUUCUGCGGAGCUAUGACCACUGGGAGACAGCUGACAGACUAGCCACUAAUAGCCAAGAGUUUUUCCAGGAGCUGGACUUAGUGAUGGAGCCAUUGAGUCAGCAGAGCAGCAUGACUGAACUGGUCCGGUACAUCAGACAGGGACUACACUGGCUCCGCUUGGAGGCUCACCUGCUCUAAGAACUGGACCAGCACAAGAUGAAGAUAAGAAAAAGAAAUAGGCCUGGGAAGUCCAAGUGCAAUAAAAAGUCAGAGGAGAUUCAGGAAGAUGUUUAUAUUCCUGACACCACCAAUGUUAAUAUAAAAGCAUAGACGGGUUGACUCAUUUCACAGAAAUGCCCAUGCAGUAGGAAACUGAAGGACUUACUUUGUAUUUUGAAAUAGGAAUCAAGGGAUAACUUUGCCUUUAAGAAGUGUAGGUUAAAUUCCUGAAAUUGAAAUCUCCAAGAUAAUAAAGAGGCUCAACAGUUACUGAUCUGCUCAAGCAGUGGCCAGUAAAUGUGUUUUAAGUUGGGACAAGGAGUAAAGCCUCAGGCUUCUAUUGAUCAGAAUGAAGUAUCAAGGAACCUGCUGGUAAAGGAAGGGUUCAGCUACAACCACAAGAGCUAAUAAUAAUAAUAAAGAGGUGGAAAUGACUUCAGUCAUUAAGUCAGAGCCGUUUGUGGCCUGGAAUUUGUGGUUUUCUGAUUUAGAAACAUCUGGAGUCCGAUCUGGAAUAUGUUAGUACAUUGCAAGCCUCACAACUUGAAUAUGAAGAAGUCUGUAGUUAGACUGAGGAGGACAAGACCGUGUAGGGUUGUCAGCUGAACAUGGACACUUCAUGGUUCUAUAAAUGGGGGCACUCUUCAAACAGAAAAGGCCUUUCACAAGUCUUAGUUUAUUAUUAAUGAGCUUGUAUGAUAUUGAAAUCCUGUAAUUUCUGAACAGUUACGCGCCCACCAUGGUGUCACACUCUUGCUUAAGCAAAAAACGGCAAGUCUGAAUAUAAUUUGACAACAAUAAGGCUUAAUGAGAUCUAAUCACUUUAAUCUCAUUAAGGCUCGUCUUUGUUUCCCAUUAUCCGUCAUGUGCAGGUGUUGGUGCAAAUAUGUGUACAGCUGACUGCCAUGUCUAACUUAAGCACUAUCUGAUUGGACAAUAAUGAUUUUUGUAUAUUGUGUAUAUUGUAAUGUACAUACUGGAAUUCUUGUGAUUGUUUUUGAGUCAAUUGUGAAAAAUUCCCUGUGGAUCAAUCCUAUGAAACACAUUUUUUUUCCAUGUGAGUAUGUGUUUGUGUGUGUGUGUGUGUGUGUGUGUGUGUGUGUGUGUGUGUGUGUGUGUGUGUGUGUGUGUGUGUGUGUGUGUCUGUCUGAGUAUUAGUAACUCUGUGCCUGAAAUUACACAGACACAUACGAUCAGUUUUUUAACCCUUAUUGGCAGAAAAAGGAAACUCUUUUAUUUUAAUGAGGUUAAAAAAUUAAAUGGCAUGGGGUUAGAGACUUCAAAUAUUAAAGUCAACCCUGGAUUACUAUGAUGAAGUAAUAGGGCCACGUUAAAGACAAUAAGGUAGUUGUUUAUUUUGAGAAAAAAGUCGUAAAAGUUAGCUAUAAUUAAACCAAAUGUUCAUUUAAAGGUUCAUAUCAGAAUUGCAGCCAGCCGUAUGCAAUAAAAUGAAGGACCUGGAGCAUCUUGUGAAAUUAUACUUUAGUAUAGGUUUUACAUGUAAGGAAAUACUUAUUCUUAUGGCACAUUGGCACCACAUUGUCAUAAGUAUCAGGACUUUGGAAAUACUGUGCAAGAAACAGAGUCUACUGUAUCUAAAAGAAAGAACCUUGCUGAGGAAAAAGUCUCUUUUGUUGUGGAAGAAACAGCUUGCUCACACUGGCAAUCUGUACCGUGCCUAAGCACGCUUCACCCCUAAAGUCCAGUUCGUUUGACCAGUGUGACCGCUCCGUGCCGUGCUCAGGCAUGGUACACUUCAUGCACGAGCACAAGCACGCGGGUAAACAACAUUGACGGCCUUCAUUAUGGAGAAAUCCGGAGUGUUCUGUCUGUAUCUGACUAAAAUGACUCAAAGUAAAGAAAGAAAGUAGCUGUCAUGUUCUUCGAUGUGCGGACGCGGACUCGGCUGCGUCUGCACAUCGAUGAGCUCAUAAUGCUUGGGCUCAUAAUGGAAAGCCAAUCUGCUCCUGAAGUUCCCUAGCCUGCAAAUCAGUCUGUGUAGAAGCGGGCCUUGAUAAAUGACUGCAGACAUAAAAAGCAUUAAAGGUCACACAUAAUACUCUUCUUCAACCAAUUGAAGUAAGUCACAGAGCUCCCCAAAACAUUUAUUUGAAGUUUCUUGUUAUAAAUCCACUCUGAUUCUGUAUUUGAUUUUGUCUAUAAACCCCUCUAUUUCAGCCCUGCUCAGAACAGGCUGUUUCUGUGUCUGUAGCUUUAAAUGCAAAUAUCUGUUUGACUACACCUCUCUGGGUGGCUCGGGCUUUCUCACUCCAUGCCCAUAUUGUUAACGGGGAGAAGGCAGACUCAGAGGGCAGAACAAACACCUAGUUGUGGGAGUGUCAGCCACCUGGGGAAGGGGUUACUGCCCUCUGUGAUGUCAUGAAGGGAAAAUCUCCAGCCUGUUCGAGGUUUGAGCACAUUUUCUGAAAUUUCUGAAAAGUGGAGCAGGCAAAAGACAGAGGAUAGACUUCCCUCAUUUUAGGGGGGUUUGUAGACAGACUAGCGACACGUAUUAGUGUUAAAAACACAUGUUAAAGUGUAUUUUGCAUAAUUUGUGACCUUUAAAUUAUAAGAAUCUACACUUUCAACCAAAACUGCAUUCAAAUUAAUGAUUGACUAACUUGAUUAGGUGAAGGUCCCUGUUGACUGAUGUCUGUGUCAUGGUAUGACGCCUGUCAGCCUUUCUAUUAGACGGCCCUUCUUCGGUUUCUUGAGCUGGCUGCUCUUCUGUUAUGACAUCAGUAACAAGACGUCAAAUCAUAGCCUACUAGCCUACAUUACAGCCUACAUGGCUAUGAUUCAAAUGUAAAGUUUUAGAUCAUGCUAUCAUAGCAGAAUGUGUAUGAAAAUCAGUGGAGAUUUGGAAAUGUAUUGUCACUUUGAUAAAAACAAAACUCAA
Molecule: messenger RNA, 7722 nt
Organism: Labrus mixtus (cuckoo wrasse)
Lineage: Eukaryota; Metazoa; Chordata; Actinopteri; Labriformes; Labridae
Gene: aff2
Product: AF4/FMR2 family, member 2
Exons: 26
Coding region: 198-4802 (1534 amino acids)
Biological process (GO): regulation of RNA splicing
Cellular component (GO): nucleus; nuclear speck
Molecular function (GO): G-quadruplex RNA binding
Source: RefSeq, a predicted model, not a curated record